This is a messenger RNA of Rhizopus microsporus ATCC 52813, 270 nucleotides long. RefSeq lists its product as uncharacterized. The record is from RefSeq and is a predicted model, not a curated record. The coding region runs from base 1 to 249 and encodes 82 amino acids. The transcript is spliced from 2 exons. NCBI's taxonomy places the organism in Eukaryota, Fungi, Mucoromycota, Mucoromycetes, Mucorales, Rhizopodaceae.
AUGAGUUACAAUGUUGUAGCGGAGGGAUGUUUGGAAAAGACAAUGAAGUUGAAGGGAAACAGGCGCGGUGUUGCUGGUGUCUUUUGGAGAGCGUUAAAAAGAAGAGAGGCAGUUGGAGAUCUCAUCGCCGCUACAAUUGAUGAAUACAAGAUUUCCAAAGUUUGCAAUGCUUGUAGUAGCGAUCCUUCUGCAAGAAUGUCUGAAUUGAAAGGUUGUGGUUGUUGUAUUUGGGUUUUGGAUAGAUUUUAACAAAGUAGAAAAUACGAUGAG